Messenger RNA from Dictyostelium discoideum AX4, 3807 nucleotides. RefSeq names its product DUF814 family protein. Gene Ontology annotation, biological process: rescue of stalled cytosolic ribosome. The coding region runs from base 1 to 3807 and encodes 1268 amino acids. Gene Ontology annotation, cellular component: cytoplasm; nucleus. The record is from RefSeq and is a predicted model, not a curated record. The transcript has 2 exons. NCBI's taxonomy places the organism in Eukaryota, Evosea, Eumycetozoa, Dictyosteliales, Dictyosteliaceae.
AUGAAAACAAGAUUUUCAUCAAUUGAUAUUAGGACAACAGUUGUAAAUUUACAAAAAUCCUUAAUAGGUCUUAGAUUAGCAAAUCUAUAUGACCUUUCACCAAGAGUUUUUCUAUUAAAAUUUUCAAAGCCUGAUUGUAAAAAGAAUCUUAUCAUUGAAUCUGGUAUUCGUAUUCAUAGUACUAAUUUCGUACGUGAUAAAGGUGAUCAUACACCUGCCCCAUUUUCAUUAAAUUUAAGAAAAUAUUUAAAAACAAAAAGAUUGGAAAGUGUAAAACAAUUAGGAGUUGAUAGAGUUGUUGAUUUUACAUUUGGAUCAGGAGUUGCAGUACAACAUUUAAUAGUAGAACUUUACUCUAUUGGUAAUAUUAUAUUAACAGAUGGUGAAUAUAGAAUUUUAGCAAUUUUACGUACACAUCAAUAUAAUCAAGAUGAAUCAGUUGCAGUUGGUGAUGUUUAUCCAAUUGAUAAAGUUAAAGUACCAACUGAAUUCACAGAAUCAUUAAUCGAUCAAAUCAUAGAGAAUACAGUAGACAAAAAGGAAACUUUGAAACAAGUAUUUAACAAAUCAUUAGAUUUCGGACCAGAAUUAAUUGAACAUUGUUUAUUAUCUGCUGGUUUACAACCAUCAACAAAGUUAGAACAAUAUGAUCAUAGUAAAUUUAGUAAAUCAUUAAGAGAUUCAUUUAUUCAAGGUCAAAAAAUAUUUGAUAAUUCAAUUCAAUCAAAAGGUUAUAUAGUUUUAAAAGAUCCAAAACAAUUAAAACCACAACAACAACAAAAACAACAAAAACAACAACAACAACAACAAUCAAAUACAUUAAAAAUUUCAAAUGAUUUAUCAUCAAAUAAUAAUAACAAUAAUAAUAAUAAUAAUAAUUUAGAAGAAAAAAAAGAAAUGGUAAUUUAUGAAGAAUUUGUACCAUAUUUAUAUAAACAAUAUGAAUUAAAGAAAUUUAUUGAAUUUGAAUCAUUUGAUGCAGCAGUCGAUCAAUUCUUUUCAGAGAUUGAAUCACAAAAAGUUGAACAACAAAGAAUCGCUCAAGAACAAGUCGUCUUAAAGAAAUUGGAUAAAGUUAAAGAGGAUCAACAAAGAAGAAUCGAUAGUUUAUUUGCAAAUGAAGUUGAAAAUAUUAGAAAAGCACAAUUGAUUGAAGCAAAUCUUCAAGAAGUUGAUCAAUGUAUUCUAAUCAUUAGAUCGGGUGUAGCCUCAUCAAUGGAUUGGGAAACUUUGAACCAAUUAUUAAAAGAAGAAAAGAAAAAGAAUCCAUAUUCUGUAGCAACAAAAAUUCAUCGUUUAAAAUUAGAAUCAAAUCAAAUUACUUUAUCAUUAACUGAUAAUUUCUUAUAUGAUGAUAAUGAUGGUGACGACGAUGAUGACGAUGAAGAAUCUGAUGAAGAAUCAGAUGAAGAAGAUCAAAAUACAAAAAAAUCAAUAAAGAAAUCAAAAACAUCAAAUCAAAAACCAAAUUUAAUUGAUGUUGAUAUUAGUUUAUCAGCAUUUGCAAAUGCUAGAAAAUAUUAUGAUACAAAGAAACAAUCACAUGAGAAAGCACAAAAAACUAUAUCACAAGCUGAAUUUGCAUUGAAAGCUGCUGAAAAGAAAACUCGUCAACAGUUAUCAGAGACUAAAUCAAAGAAUUCGAUGAUUGCAAUGAGAAAGAUAUUUUGGUUUGAAAAGUUUCAUUGGUUCAUUAGUUCUGAUAAUUAUAUCGUUGUGAGUGGUAGAGAUGCUCAACAGAAUGAGUUACUCUAUAAAAAGUAUUUGGAAAAGGAUGAUAUCUAUGUACAUGCCGAUAUUUUCGGUUCAACAUCUUGCGUUAUUAAAAAUCCAAAUGGUGGUGAAAUACCACCAAAUACUUUAAUUCAAGCUGGUACAAUGACAAUGUGUUAUAGUAAUGCUUGGUCUGCUAAAGUUGUCACUAGUGCUUAUUGGGUCUAUAGUCAUCAAGUCUCAAAAACUGCUCCAUCCGGUGAAUUCCUUACCACUGGUAGUUUCAUGAUCAGAGGUAAAAAGAAUUAUUUACCACAUUCUCAAUUGGUUAUGGGUUUUGGUUUCAUGUUCAAAAUUGAUGAUUCUUGUCUUGGUAAUCAUUUAAAUGAAAGAAAACCAAUUUAUGGUGAAGGUGAUGAUCGUUUAUUAACAACUUCCGAUUCAACCAAUACUACCACAGAGGAUGGUACCAUUGAAUCAAGUGAAAAUGCUGAAAAACAUUUAAGAAAAUUUGAAAGAACUAAAUUAAAAAAAGAACAAAAAGAACAAAAAGAAUUAGAAGAAUUAGAAAAAUUAUCAUUAAAAGAUCAAAAUAAUGAUUCAACUACUACUACUACAACUACUACUACUACUACUACUACUACAUCACCAAUUAAACCACAAACAACAACAACAACAAAUAAAUAUAAAAUUCAAUUAGUUAGUAGCUUUAAAGAUGAUGAAGAUGAUGAUGAUGAAGAUGAUGAUGAAGAUGAUGAAGAAAAUAAAAAAGAAGAAGGUAGAACAAAAGGUUAUGUAUCAGCUCAUCAAAGAAAAUUAAUGAAAAAAGAAGGUAUUUCAUUAGAAGAAGCAGCACAAUUAGAACAACAAUUGAAAAAGGAAAAAGAUGAAAAAGAGAAAAAGAAACAAGAAACCAAAUCUGAAGAAAAAGUUAAAUCUGAACCUCAAAAACAUUUAUUACCAAGUCAAAAGAAUAAAUUGAAAAAGAUUAAAGAGAAAUAUGGUCAUCAAGAUGAAGAGGAAAGACAGGAAAGAAUGGAAAUUUUAGGUUCAGCUGGUUCUAAAAAAGAAAAUAAGAAAAAAGAUAAAAAAGGUAAAAAAGGUGGUAAAUCAACAAAUAAUAAUAAUAAUAAUAAAGAUAAUAAAGAUAAAAAACCAAUAAAUUCAAAUGUUGUUGCUGAUAAACAAAAAGUUGAAGAAAUUAUUAAAUUAAAAGAAGACCAAAAUAAAAAACCAACUCCAACCACUACAAACCAAACAACUACAACAGCAACCACCACAACAACAACAACAACAACAACUGAAAAAUCACAACCAAAAGUUGAAGAAAAAGAAAGUGAUAGUGAAGAAGAAGAAGAAAAAGAAGAUAAAGAAGAAGAAGAAUCAUCAGAAAGUGAAAGUGAGAGUGAAGGUGAAGGUGAGGAAAGUGAAGAGAAAAAAGAAAAAAGAAAAUCAAGAAAAGAAAAAAGAGAAGAUAAGAUUAAAGAAGAACAAGAGAUUAAAAGAUUAUUGGAGGAGGAGAAUUCAUCAAAAGCAGUUGAUGAUCAAAAAGAUAUUACAAAUAUUGAUACAUUAACAGGUCAACCAAGAGAUGAUGAUAUUCUUCAUUUUGCAAUUCCAGUGGUCGCACCCUAUUCAGUAUUCAACAAUUAUAAAUUCAAAGUGAAAUUAACACCAGGUCACUUAAAGAGAGGUAAAGCUGCAAAACAAGCAGCUCAAGUAAUCUUAACAAAUCCACAAUUGACUAAACGUGAAAAGGAAUUGAUUAAACAUGUUAAAGAUGAAGAUUUAACCUCAAAUAUGUUGGCUGAUGUUAGAUUACAUGCUCCAAAUUUAUUACAAGCUCAAAAGAAAGAGAAAAAAGAAAGAAAAGAGAAAGCAAAAGAAAAAGCAAAUGAAUUAAAAGAAAAUUAUAAAGAUAAGGAUAAUAAUAAUAAUAAUAGUAGCACAACCACCAGUACCACCACUUCUACCACUGCCACAACCACUACUUCCAAUAAUAAUAAUAAUAAUAAUAAUAAUAAUAAUAAUAAUAAUAAUAAUAAUAAUAAUAAUAAUAAUAAUAAUAAUAAUAAUAACAAAUCAAAAAAAUAA